This is a messenger RNA of Nilaparvata lugens (brown planthopper), 499 nucleotides long. Its product is annotated as putative gamma-glutamylcyclotransferase CG2811. The record is from RefSeq and is a predicted model, not a curated record. NCBI's taxonomy places the organism in Eukaryota, Metazoa, Arthropoda, Insecta, Hemiptera, Delphacidae. Gene Ontology annotation, molecular function: gamma-glutamylaminecyclotransferase activity. The transcript is spliced from 3 exons. The coding region runs from base 17 to 409 and encodes 130 amino acids.
UCGAUUCUGAACCUGAAUGGUAGGCAUGUCCUCUGAAGAAAUGGAAGCGAGUCAUCUCAAUCACUUGUUAUUUGUCUAUGGAACUCUUAAACAAGGCGAACCAAACCAAGAUGUAAUAAAAACAGAAAACAAAAUCGAUGGAAAAGAGCAACCUCAAUCUCAAUUCAUAAACGUUACUGGUGAGAUCUAUGAGAUAAAUGAUAAAAUGCUGGAAAAACUUGACAUUUUUGAAGAAUGUCCAGAAUAUUACAUAAGAAGAAAAGAAUGUGUUCGUCUACUAGACACCCAAAAGACAGCUGAGUGUUGGAUUUAUUUUCUCAAAGGACAUCAUCCUAAUUUGAUCAAGCUAGAAAUGUUCAACAACUAUUGCUCUAACGGUGAACAUGGAUUACCCUACUUGGAAAGGUAAGUAACCUUUGUUACUUAUGUAUAUGAUCUAAGUUAUACCUUUGUAUAUGAUCUAUAAAAAAGGGUUUAGACUUGUGGUCGUAUUCAGAAA